Molecule: messenger RNA, 1140 nt
Organism: Lindgomyces ingoldianus
Lineage: Eukaryota; Fungi; Ascomycota; Dothideomycetes; Pleosporales; Lindgomycetaceae
Exons: 4
Coding region: 55-1140 (361 amino acids)
Source: RefSeq, a predicted model, not a curated record
CGCCUCAAUCAAUUACUUCCAAAAUCCUGGUACAGCAAGAAUUGAGUAUUUGGUAUGUCUCGCAGAUCUUCCGAAUUACCGACUUUUAAGAGCCUGGGUGAGGAGGGAAGGAGUGAGGAUGAGAAAGCCUUCCGCUUCCGCACGGAUUCGAGUACCACUCUGGCAGUCUCCGACGACGGAUUUACUAUUACGCCCUCAAUACCAGCGCCGCACAUAUCUCGCACCUUCUCCUCCUGCCAGACUAGACCCAUCACGUCGACGGAGCAUUUCAUUGACUGGGCUAUCAAAGUCGUAGGAGUCGCAGCAGCCGUCUUAUUUGGCAUCUGGGCGCCAGUGAGCUAUCGGGCGCAGAUGAGUGGUAAUGCAUCGAAUGAUGAUGCGCAGGAGAGGUUGGUGGAUCAGAUGGAGAAGCUAGCGGGGGAGGUGGAGAGGUUGGGGAGAAAGAUGGAGGAAGUGGCGGCGUUGAGGGGGUGGGAGUUUUGUGAAGCCAAGGGGAGGGGGUCACUAUCAGCAUGUCAAUCCCUGACCUCAACCCUCAAACUCGAAUCUAUAAUCUCAGACCUCGCAUCCGUCCGCCGAAAACACAAGCCUUCAUCCCGUCGAACACCAACAAAUCCACCCUCAAUCUCAUUACCUACAACCGAAAGCAUCUCCACUCCUACGGGUUCCACCGACGCUUCGUCACUGGCAUCCAGGGGUCAAAAUUCCAACCAGCAUACCAGCACUUUCCCGUAUUCACAGGCUCCGUCAAUUUCCACGGGCCUAGCGGUUCCGAGACCGGGACUGGGUUUGGAGAAGGGGAAUCCGUAUCAGAUGGCCAUGUUUUUGGGUUUUUUCUUUGGAGCUAUAGUUGUACUUGGGGUCAUAGGAGGAUAUAAAGUUGUCAAGAGGAGGGUGAAGGGUAACUCCCAAUAUCAAGUUUUGGAGGGGAAGAUGAGGGUGAGAGAUAACACUAUGUAUGGUUCUUAUAUUAUAAAGCCAUUCAUACCAAGUGAGCCACAGUAUUGGGCAAUAGCGGUGCCUUACAUGGUUCGUUGGGUCACCAACCAUAUGGUAGUCCACGCUACUCUUGAGCAGGCUAUAAAGAAGCCGCAAAUUCAGACAAUACUAGAAAGGCUAGCGGAACUAGCAUCCCCUUAA